Marmota flaviventris (yellow-bellied marmot) is the source of this 1977-nucleotide messenger RNA. It is a transcript of the gene Ywhah, whose product is annotated as tyrosine 3-monooxygenase/tryptophan 5-monooxygenase activation protein eta. The record is from RefSeq and is a predicted model, not a curated record. Lineage: Eukaryota; Metazoa; Chordata; Mammalia; Rodentia; Sciuridae.
ACAUGGGGGACCGGGAGCAGCUGCUGCAGCGGGCGCGGCUGGCCGAACAGGCGGAGCGCUACGACGACAUGGCCUCCGCCAUGAAGGCGGACAUCUGAAGCAUCAAACUAAGAAUAUUGGUGUUAUUAACAAAUUACUUUCUACCAUGAAUCUUCUAACUUGUUCAUGCUGCCUUUGUAAUUUAAAUGGUCACUUAAUAUUGCCUACCUGUAAUGAUUGAUGUUCUCUAUUCUACCAGCAUCACCUGGAGGACAGUGUUGGUAAAAUUCUCCCUAGUGGUCUUCCACUCCAGCAUUUUGGUGCUUCUUCUACUCCUUGCUACAGUGGCAUUUCCUUGGUGUUGACACUUCCUGCAGUCAGAACCUGGCACAACUUCUGAAGCUGCCUAUCCUGGUGCCUCCAGGGGUGGUAGCAUUCAGUAAUGCAUUUCAAAAGGGGUUGCAUUUAACCCCUGUAGAUCCCUGUGAAAAUGUUUGAUGAUGUCAAAAGCAAGUCAGAGACCGUCUCAGUGAUAAUGAGGGUGACAGAGCUGAAUGAACCUCUCUCCAAUGAAGAUCGAAAUCUCCUCUCAGUGGCCUAUAAGAAUGUGGUUGGUGCCCGGCGAUCUUCUUGGAGGGUCAUUAGCAGCAUUGAGCAGAAAACCAUGUCUGAUGGAAAUGAAAAGAAAUUGGAGAAAGUUAAAGCUUACCGGGAGAAGAUUGAGAAGGAGCUGGAGACAGUGUGCAAUGAUGUCUUGGCUCUGCUUGACAAGUUCCUCAUCAAGAACUGCAAUGAUUUCCAGUAUGAGAGCAAGGUGUUUUACCUGAAAAUGAAAGGUGAUUACUACCGCUAUUUAGCAGAAGUGGCUUCUGGAGAGAAGAAAAACAGUGUGGUAGAAGCUUCCGAGGCAGCCUACAAGGAGGCCUUUGAAAUCAGCAAAGAGCACAUGCAGCCAACACAUCCCAUUCGGCUGGGCCUGGCCCUCAACUUCUCUGUGUUCUACUACGAGAUCCAAAAUGCACCUGAGCAGGCCUGCCUCUUAGCUAAACAAGCCUUCGAUGAUGCCAUAGCUGAGCUGGACACAUUAAAUGAGGAUUCCUAUAAGGACUCCACACUCAUCAUGCAGUUGCUUCGAGACAACCUUACCCUCUGGACGAGCGACCAGCAGGAUGAAGAAGCAGGAGAAGGCAACUGAAGAUCCUUCAGAUCCCUGGCCCUUCCUUCACCCACCAUUCCCAUCAUCACCAAUUCUUCCUUGCCACAGUCACUAAAUAUCUAGUGCUAAACCUAUCUGUAUUGGCAGCACAGCUACUCAGAUCUGCUCUCCUGUCUCUUGGGAAGCAGUUUCAGAUAAAUCAUCAUGGGCAUUGCUGGACUGAUGGUUGCUUUGAGCCUACAGGAGUUCCCUUUUUGAAUUGUGCAAAGAAGUGUGUUCUGAAUGAGGCAUUUAACUAUGCCUAUUAAUCUAUGGCAAAUCUAGGCAAAAGUGAUUGGGGAGUUUAGAGAGGAGAAUUAGCCAACACAGGCUAUGGUUGAUAUUUAAAACAAGCUGAUAGUGUUUUGUUAAGCAGUACAUCUUGUGCAUGCAAAAAUGAAUUCAGCCCUUUCACCUCUUUCUUCAGCUAAUGGAAAACUGUUAAGGAAAGCUGAUACAGAGAGACAACUUGCUCCUUUCCAUCAGCUUUAUAAUAAACUUUGAUGUGAGGUUUCAGUAGCACCUUGUUUUGCCUCUUUAAAUUAUGAUGUACACAAACCUUUUAAACGCAAUGCAUCUAAAGUUUUGAUAUGUGUAACUUUUUCUUUCUUUUUUUUGGGUUGCAAUUGUUUAAGAAUCAUGGAUUUAUUUUUUGUAACUCUUUGGCAGUUGUCCUUGUGUAUCUUGACAGCACCAUGUGUGUCAGCCCAUGUCAAUCAAGACAGGUGAUUAUGAAAUGCCAGACUUAUAAAAUAAAUGUUUUGAAAUUCAAAGGGUAAAUAAAUGCUGCUUUGGGGAUAUUA